AUGGGAGCGGCCACACCCGAGGAGCCGCGAGCGCUAAACCUUUUUCGUGGCACAUCAAAGAAUUUGGAACAUAAUGGCAAACUCCUAGAAUAUCUUUCCCUGGUGCCCGGUAAAUCAAGUAAAGAGAGACCGAGAUCGAGUAGUGAAAGUGAGAUCCGAGAUCAAGUAGUGUCCCAGGAUUCCGUGGUACCCUUGGAGAUUAUUGCUCGGGGACCGUCAGCACGCAAAGCAUACCAGAAAGCACUUGAGGAUGGAAAAAUCCAAGUAAGGAGGAUCCCAGUCAUGCUCGUAGGACAAGACAGGUCAGGAAAAACCAGCUUGAAAAAGUCUCUGAAAGGGGAGCGUUUUGAUCCACAAGAAGGGAGUACUGUUGGAAUAGAGGUGGACCCCUUGCAUUUUCAGGUUACAACAGAAAUGUGGAGGUCAGGAGAGAAUAAUCAAGGGGAAAACCCUUGUCAUGCCAUUUCUUAUGAACAUCAGACAGCAAAGUUUAUUCGUGACAAUUUAAAGGAAGAGUUACGCUCACAGGAGCCAACUUCUUUGCUUGGCGCAGAUAAACCCGCAGGAAACGGAACGCCAGAAAAGAAGAAUAGUGAAGAAGAGGAACAGCAGUUCCUUGAGAAUCCAGUUCCAGAAGUUCCUGAUAAAAUAGCCAAAUUGACCAAACGAUUGCUCGAUCUUGAGGUAAAGAAGGAAGUAGAAGAGAUCUUUUCAAUUCUGUGGGACUUUGGCGGACAAUCAGUGUAUUAUGCGACUCAUCCCAUAUUUCUCACUCCAAGAGCAAUCUACUUAUUGAUCUACGACAUGAGCCGAGAUCCCAAUGAGGUGAAAAGUUCUAUUGUUUCCAGACAGGGGAAUGAUUUCAGUGUACAGAGUCCUCUAAACAAUCUGGAGUUCUGGUUGUCAUCUAUCUCUCUUUUGGCUGUUGAGAACAAUGACAUUGAAAACCUGUCAACUAAACUUCCUACAGUGUUCUUGGUUUGUACUCAUGCCGACAAACCUUGUAAUGGUGGUGAUGCUAAAGUGCUAGCCAAACAGUUGCUGGAUUCUCUUCAGAAUAAACCGUUUAGUAAUCAUUUGUACGCCGACGUCUUUGCUGUGGAUAACACCAAGUCGGGCUCUGAACGUGAGUGCGAAGAGGUCGUGCGUCUGAGAACGGAAGUUUGCGCUGUUGCAGAGCAGCUGCUCCAGAGGAAGGAAGAAAUCCCAAUAAAGUGGCUGAAGUAUGAACAGACCCUUCAAGUCAUGCGUGAAGAGGGCUGCAAGUACCUUUUGCUUGAUAAAGCGAAACAGAUUGCUUGUGAAGUCUGCGAUAUCAGAGAUGACGAGUUUGUCACGUUAAUGAACUUCUUACACGACCAAAGAAUUCUGAUUCAUUUUGGUGAAACUCAAGCCUUAAACAAAAUGGUUGUUUUGGAUCCCCAGUGGUUGGUUGAUGUUUUCAAGAAGAUAAUUGCUGCAAAAACCCAUAUUCCUGAAGGGGGAAAGCUCGAAACUCUCUGGUCUGAGUUUGAGAGGACAGGAGUUCUUCAUAAAAGGGUUAUACAACACGCGUGGACCCCUUUUUUCAACCCUGAAGACACCUUUGAAAGCCUUCUCAAGAUCAUGGAAAAGUUUAGCUUGAUCUGUCCUUGGCCUGCAACGAGUUCCGAUGAGCAGUACCUAGUGCCAUCUAUGCUCAAGUCGUACCCAACUGAAGGCGUCCUCGAUUUGCUGUCAUCAGCAAGUCUUCCUUCUCUGUUUCUCAGAUUUGAUUCUGGCCACGUUCCCCAAGGAUUUUUCCCGAGGAUGCUGUUACAGUUUAUCCAGUGGUGCCAUGAAGAGUGGUCCAGCCAAAGACAGCCACAGAUGUUCAACAACUUUGCAAGAUUUUUCACAAGUCUUCGCGAUGGGCAAUCUGUGAUCCUUCUUUGUCAUUCCACUUCGAUUGAGAUCGCAGUUCACAGAAUGGCGCCAUCUGGCAACUCUAUGAAUGCGCAUGUGGAUCCGGAUCAUAAAGCAUCCGACGUUUCAGUAUGCCGAAAAGUGCGAAGGCAACUGGGACUGAUGCUUGAGUGCAUGCGGAAUGAGUUCCACUGGUUGAGGAAUGUCAGAUAUAAGAUGUAUGUGAGGUGCCCAGUCUGUUCUAAUAAGGGGGUAGUACGAUACUGUUGCAAUCAUGACAUGGAAGACUGUAAACGAGAACAUUGCCUCCACUUUUUGUCAGAGGAAGAGUUGCGUAGUUGUCAGCAUCCGUUUGUGUGCCUGAAUUCGGCAGUGGCUAAAGAUGUCAGAGUUGAUAUUAACAGCUUCCAGCCUUGGUUUGAAUUCCUAGAUAAACAGGACCAAGACAACAGUCACGGGUGCAAGGAUUUGCUUCUCCCUUUUUUCAAAGGUUAGUUUCUUACAUGUGUCGUGAAAAUGUUUAUUCAGCUGUUCAUCAAUCAAAGCUGGCCACGUCGUGAAACAAACGAUACUGCCCUUAAACCUUUAUUUUAUUCUAACAGUUUCUCUUACUUUGCUUUAACAACCUCUAUAAUCGAUCAGCUUUUAGAAGUUGUAAUUUUAGUUUAACUGUGAAUACAGUGUAUGCCUUUCAUUUCUAAGGCAUUUAAUUUGUAAUUCUUCGCAAUUGGUUCUCGCAUGAUAUAAUAUUCCAGUGAGAGCGGUACUUACGCGACAGAAAGAUGACUAAUCUUAAUGAGUAGAAUUAUAAUUGGUGUACUGAUGUGAAGGCUGCAAUCUGACUGACUGUGGCAUCACACACUAUCAGCCAUUAGCUUGCAAAUUGUGGUCAACAAAAUGGCCACGUUUUCUCUUUUCUCCUAAGUUUCCGGAGGAAGAUUUAGAAUUAAGACAAGAAGAAGUUAAAAUUGUUGAAUGAACUGAUGAGCCCACAAACAUUUUCGCUAAGGCGUGAAGUUUAAAACUACUCUAAAUAUAAAG
Messenger RNA from Orbicella faveolata, 2925 nucleotides. RefSeq lists its product as uncharacterized. The record is from RefSeq and is a predicted model, not a curated record. NCBI's taxonomy places the organism in Eukaryota, Metazoa, Cnidaria, Anthozoa, Scleractinia, Merulinidae.